AUGAAUGAUAAGAGUGAUCAAUAUAAGAAUAAUUCCAUAAAAAAAAAUGAAAAGAAAAAAAAUAAUAAUAAUAAAAAGUUGUCCUUGUCAUCUCAAAAGUUGCUCGAAAGGAAUUCAUUUAAAUUACAAGAAUUAAUUGAAGUGAGUUAUAAAAAUUGCAUAAAAAAAAGUGAUAGGGACCUGUUCAGACAAUAUACCCCCAGAAUGUUGUGGGGAAACCCUUGUAAAUAUUUUCCUACCACACCGUUAUCAGAAUUUCAAAGCCCUAAACUGUUUGAAAAGCUCCACUUGGAUACGUUAUUUUUUAUAUUCUAUUACCAAGCAGGUACCUAUCAACAACAUUUAGCGGCGAAAGAACUGAAAAAGAAAUCGUGGAAAUAUCAUAAAAAGUACACAACUUGGUUUUUACCUUAUGACAAUAAUGUUACAAUUUCAAAUGACAAAAUGGAACAAGGCACAUAUCUGUCUUUUGAUUAUGAAUCGACUUGGUCAAAACAGAUAAAGAACGAUUUUUCGUUUGAUCAUAAAUACUUGGAAGAUGAAAUAACAGUCUAA
Messenger RNA from Plasmodium malariae, 555 nucleotides. RefSeq names its product CCR4-NOT transcription complex subunit 5, putative (gene NOT5). Bases 1 to 555 code for a protein of 184 amino acids. Gene Ontology annotation, cellular component: P-body; CCR4-NOT core complex. Gene Ontology annotation, biological process: regulation of DNA-templated transcription; nuclear-transcribed mRNA poly(A) tail shortening. The record is from RefSeq and is a predicted model, not a curated record. Lineage: Eukaryota; Apicomplexa; Aconoidasida; Haemosporida; Plasmodiidae. The transcript is spliced from 5 exons.